This is a messenger RNA of Hyaloscypha bicolor E, 2085 nucleotides long. Its product is annotated as HET-domain-containing protein. Bases 259 to 2004 code for a protein of 581 amino acids. The record is from RefSeq and is a predicted model, not a curated record. NCBI's taxonomy places the organism in Eukaryota, Fungi, Ascomycota, Leotiomycetes, Helotiales, Hyaloscyphaceae. The transcript has 3 exons.
CGUGAUACAAGCUUUCAGAGGUUUGCUAAGCAAGAACUGCCCAAAUUGCCCACGGCCGCGUUUUUCAUUGGAUCAUGGUCACGUGGUGCUACUUCACGAAGAGCUCUUGCUUUUCCGACCUCCCACAUCAUUCCUGCGUCGUCGACUUCGACAUCAACACCUAACAAUACCAAGACAGGGCGGCACGAAUUUUCAGCUUUGGUGCCUUAUAUUGCGAUAACCCGAAUCCCAGUUCCCCAAUCAUCACGAACCCCCGCCAUGAGACUGCUCACCACAAGCUUCACCAAGGAUCGGGGCGACCCGCCAAAGCUCGAGGAAUAUUUCGGCUCUGGCAUUCCUCCUUAUGCUAUCCUCUCUCAUACCUGGGGAAGAGAAGAGGUCACUUUUCAGGACCUUGCAUCGUCAACGGAGCCUCCUUACCACCACGCUGGCUUUGCCAAACUCCGAGGAUGUUGUGCCAGAGCCGGGCGGGAUGGAUACAAGUACGUGUGGAUCGAUACUUGCUGCAUAGAUAAAACGAGUAGUGCGGAGCUCUCAGAAGCCAUCAAUUCCAUGUACAAGUGGUAUCAGCAAGCAGACAUAUGCUACGCAUAUCUAUCCGAUGUUGUUACCGCCGAUAUUCCGGACGAUACGCAAUUAGCCGGACGUUUCAAGACGAGCAAGUGGUUCACUCGAGGAUGGACUCUCCAAGAGCUCAUAGCUCCACGCUUCGUCGAGUUCUAUGCAGAAGAUUGGACUGAAAUCGGCACCAGGUCCAGCCGCCGCGAAGAAUUAUCUAUCAUCACCGGUAUCGACGUUCGUGUUCUUGGCGGAGAGAAUCCGGCUAUUUGCAAUGUCGCUGAGAGGUUUUCUUGGGCUGCCUCAAGAGCAACGACCAGGGUCGAGGAUGGAGCGUAUUGCCUUCUGGGAAUUUUCCAAGUUCACAUGCCUCUUCUAUAUGGAGAGGGCGAGUGUGCGAUAAUUCGCCUACAAGAAGAAAUCUUCAAGACAACCGAGGAUUAUACCCUUCUUGCUCGGGGCGCAUACAAACGAGCGUUCCCCACUGUCCUUCAGCCAAGCCCCUUUUUGAUCGCUCCCAAGAGCAAAAAUGCGUUGGCUUCCAGCCUUUCCGAGUUCACAAUACCAGCCGAGAAUGAUUGGAGAUAUUCCGAUCUUGAAUUGGACAAAGAUUCAUACGUGGACAUGUUUCUACGCGCCUUUGCCGCAAAAUUUGCAGACGGUCGGGAUGUUGCAGCCGACUCUACUCCGACAUUAACUGCCAAAGGACUUCAUAUAUGUCUUCCGAUUAUGGAGAACGCCGAUGGCCAGUAUCUUGCGUAUCUUUACUGCAAGUUGAAGACGACCAAGCAUCUGAUGUGCAUGCCUCUUGUACGAAUCGACUUCAAUCGAUUCGAGCGAAGAGUCUCGGAAUCUGAUGGAGAUCCUGCUCAUCAUUAUUUGGUCCCAAUUAAAAACCUCCAACUUUUUCGUUUAACCAGAAUAUUCGUUCGACAAAAACCGCUAGAAGUUCAUCCAUUGAAUUUCAGAAUGCGAGUCGUUGUCUCGUUCAUUUUCGAGGUUUUCACAGGUCCAGAAUUCGCGCAGAAAUGCAAGAUCCAGACCAGCUGGGGAAGCAACACAGGGGUCUUGCCAUGGAAAACAACACUACCAGAUACAAUGGGCGGUUCCUCGUUUCAGGCCGGGGCACUAUUUAUUUUCCCAGCUCUAGGAUGCGGAAGCAAUUUCUUAGUAAUGUUUGGCUGCAAAUCUGGCAGUCUUUGGUGCUGUGUUCUCCUUGCAGACGAAUCGUCCUCACCUUACGUUGUCAGUCACAAUCGCUCUGGUAAAUGGGAUUCCUGGAAGGCUUAUGAAAAUUUCGUUCCCAGUGUUCCUGUCGAUCGUGCCAAGAAGCAAAUCCCACAUGUUGGAGCUGUCAAUGUCUCUAUCAGAAAGAUCUUGUCGCGGCUGGUUGUUAAAAUUCACAUCAACGAAAGAGCCUCGUCUGUGGCGGUUGAGCUGGGGUAGUCAAUCGGAGUUCUGAACUCUAAUCCCAGGGAGUUGACAUGAUGAUUCUUCUCUCUUCCUCACUUGCGGUCAACCGGUCCU